Messenger RNA from Medioppia subpectinata, 2933 nucleotides. The record is from the annotation of a GenBank genome assembly. Lineage: Eukaryota; Metazoa; Arthropoda; Arachnida; Sarcoptiformes; Oppiidae.
AUGGGACAGACCGACCAACACUACACGGGUGUGUCCACUUGGCACGACCCCCGUGUGCCCCGAGAACUCAUACAACAGGGCAUUAAUUUAGACCAACUCAUAGGGCCAAUGCUCAAUGGCUGGGAAGUGCGACAAACCCAAUCGGGUCGUCAAUACUAUGUCGACCACAACAAUAGGACGACUCAAUUCACUGAUCCUAGACUUCAAAUGGCAUCACAACAGCAAACCAACCGCAGGAAUGGCUCCAUGAAGAUCAGACUCACGAUAUUGUGCGCUAAAAAUCUGGUCAAACGAGACUUUUUCAGUCUUCCGGACCCGUUCUGUAAGAUAUGUGUUGACGGGUCGGGUCAGUGCCACUCAACCGAUGCCUCGAAGGACACACUCAGUCCCAAGUGGAACAAACACUACGAUCUAUAUGUCGGUAAAUCAGAUUCAGUGACAAUAAGUAUAUGGAAUCAGAAGAAAGUCCACAAGAAGGCCGGCGCCGGCUUUUUGGGUUGCGUUAAGAUUAUGCCAAACGCUAUUCAAAGCCUUAAGGAUACCGGAUAUCAAAGGCUAGAUUUGCACAAAUUUCGCGAAGAAGACCAGGACUUAGUGAGGGGUCAGUUAGUAAUCAGUUUGUUAUCGCGCGACGGGAGCCGUACGGGUGGCGGUCGGCUCCAGAAUGUAGUCAUAUCUGAUUCGUCGGGCAAUUCGAGCUCUAAUUCAAAUUCUCAGAACUGUAUUCUCAAUAAUAACGACGAUUUGCCCGACGGCUGGACAGAGUGUCGGACGUCAUCGGGUCGAGUGUAUUACGUGAACCACGAGGCGAGGGCUACGCAAUGGGACAGACCGACCAACACUACGUUAGUUCACUCCCGUCGACACAAUCACAACACAAACACUGAACAAAACGCGGCGAAUAACAGUUCAAACGUGGCGUCGGGCGCCCCCAGCGGUAGCGAUGCGCCGGUUGUGAGACCAUAUCAGCGGCGGUCGACUCGACACCGCAACUAUUUGGCUCGCAAUCACUUACACGAAGCCGUAUUGAGUGCCACAAACUCUCAUCAAAAUCGAUCACAAACUCAAACAACAACAACAACUCAAUCAGAAUUGCGUACAAAUGCUAACACAGACGCGACGGUCAGUGAUUUGCCCGAAGGUUACGAAAUGCGACAAACGUCUCAAGGUCAGGUGUACUUCUACCACGUGGAGACGGGUGUGUCCACUUGGCACGACCCCCGUGUGCCCCGAGAACUCAUACAACAGGGCAUUAAUUUAGACCAACUCAUAGGGCCAAUGCUCAAUGGCUGGGAAGUGCGACAAACCCAAUCGGGUCGUCAAUACUAUGUCGACCACAACAAUAGGACGACUCAAUUCACUGAUCCUAGACUUGUGGCCAACUCUUUGAUGCUUCAAAACCUUCUGAACAUUCGCUCGACUCGAAGUAAUGGAGUUAACGACGAAAACAAGAAAAUUAGUCAAAGUCUGAGCAAUAAUAAUAUCAAUGAAUUCUUGAGCAGUUCUCAAAUACAACGACGAAAUCUCGUACAGAAGAUGAGUGCCUUAAGACAAGAGCUGCAGACAUUUCAGCCCCAAUCGGGUCACUGCCGUCUUGAGGUCUCGAGACAAGACAUCUUCGAGGAGUCGUAUAGAGCUAUACUCAAAAUGAGACCAAAAGAUCUGCGCAAACGUCUGAUGAUUAAGUUUAGGGGAGAAGAAGGACUCGAUUACGGAGGCAUUGCUCGCGAAUGGCUUUACUUAUUGUCACACGAAAUGCUUAAUCCAUAUUACGGACUCUUUCAGUACACCAGAGAUGAUAUCUAUACCCUUCAGAUUAAUCCCGAUUCUGCUAUAAAUCCGGAGCACUUGUCUUAUUUCCAUUUUGUCGGACGUAUUAUUGGUUUAGCCGUAUUUCACGGCCAUUACAUCGACGGAGGGUUUACUCUUCCUUUUUAUAAAAUGCUUUUGAAUAAAUCGAUUACUUUAGAAGACAUCGAAUCAGUUGAUCCAGAAUUGCAUAGAAGUCUGUGUUGGAUGUUAGAUAACGACAUAACGAAUGUGUUUGAUAUGACAUUCGCUGUGAACCACGACUCGUUUGGUCAGCUCCAGGUCCACGAACUGAAGCCCAACGGACGCGAUAUUAUGGUCACCGAAGAGAAUAAGAAGGAAUACGUUCGCCUAUACGUGAACUUUCGAUUCACUAAUGGAAUUGAACAACAAUUCCAAGCCUUGCAUAAAGGAUUCUGUGAACUCUGUCCGCAACACCUCCUCAACCAAUUCGAUGAGAAAGAACUCGAACUCGUUAUCGGAGGUUUAGGAAAGAUAGAUCUCGCGGACUGGAAGUCUAACACUAGACUUAAACACUGCAACUCUGAGUCCAAUAUUGUUAAGUGGUUUUGGAGAGCCGUCGAGGAAUAUAAUGAGGAGCGAAGGGCACGACUCUUGCAGUUUGUAACCGGCAGUUCUCGCGUCCCUCUUCAAGGUUUUAAGGCACUGCAGGGGUCAACGGGAGCGGCCGGUCCGCGACACUUCACUAUACAUCUCAUAGACUCGGAUACCGUAAAUCUGCCCAAAGCUCACACGUGUUUCAAUCGCAUAGACAUCCCGUCUUACGAAUCAUACGAGAAAUUGUACGAAAAGCUGACGCAAGCGAUUGAAGAGACGUGUGGUUUCGCUGUUGAAUAACAAAAACAGCCAUUCAUUCACACGAUUCAGUGCCUAAACAAAUAUUGUUAACAAUGUGUUCAAAAUUCCUUCACUCUAACGAUUGACUACUCUUUUACGAGUUUAUGAAAACAAAAUUAUGUUUCGCUUCUUUGAAUCUGUGAUUACUAUUUGUCGGGAAAAGGAAUGCAUUUCACGUAUCGUUUGAUUUCUCGACUUUUGUUCAAAAUGUUUGUCUGAAAAAAAUAGUUUUUUAUUUACCGCUAUUUUACGGUAUUUUAUCAGAC